Messenger RNA from Phytophthora nicotianae INRA-310, 1299 nucleotides. RefSeq lists its product as hypothetical. Gene Ontology annotation, molecular function: RNA binding. Lineage: Eukaryota; Oomycota; Peronosporomycetes; Peronosporales; Peronosporaceae. The record is from RefSeq and is a predicted model, not a curated record. Gene Ontology annotation, biological process: RNA processing; spliceosomal snRNP assembly. The transcript has 3 exons. Gene Ontology annotation, cellular component: U4 snRNP; precatalytic spliceosome; pICln-Sm protein complex. The coding region runs from base 84 to 485 and encodes 133 amino acids.
GUCUGAUUGGUUAGAAGCCAUUUUCGUACUUAAUUGAGUAGUGCUAUCCGAAAUUUUGUCAUAUUUGUACCGGGCUCUUCGCGAUGGCGGUGACGGGCAAGCGCGGUGUCGGCAUCCCGACGAUUUUGCUGCACGACGGCGAGGGCACGAUCGUGUCCAUUGAGAUGAAGACAGGCGAGACGUACCGCGGACUGCUGGACGAGACGGAGGACAACAUGAACUGCGUUAUGAAGGACGCCGUGCGCACCGACAUCAAUGGCAACACCUCCCAGGUGGAGCAGGUUUAUCUGCGCGGCAGCCAGAUCCUCUUCAUCGUCUUCCCUGAUAUGUUGAAGCACGCGCCGAUGUUUAAACGAGUCAAGAUGUGGAAGAAACACAAGGGCGCGAUACCGACACUGGGCCAAGGAGGAGUUGGUGGCGGCGCGCCGAGAGGACAAGCUGCUGCGAUCAUUCGAAAGGCUCAAGAACGGAGAGGUGGAUUCUGAGACUUUCUGUAGUGGACAUCGGGGUGGAGGCUGAAGCUGUAGUCGAGCGCAGUCAGGAACUCAAGGAGCUGCUUUCGAGUCGCGUGAACGGAAGACUACUGCGGCAUCUUGCCUGCGGUAUGGCAGGUAAUUUGCCAUCGCUUUUGGUCACGGGUAGACCACUUAAGUCCCUUGGGGCUCACAGCCUUGGACGAGCCUUAAUAGACGCGUGCACGAAGACAAACGAGUGGUAAGUGAUGAAAACGACCUUGUAGGUAUAUUCCUUAGCUCAUUUCUGAGCAACGUAGACUGGUCUCCGAAAACCCUUCGAGGAUGUUUGACAGACCUCAAGAAACUCACAGCUACGAAAGCCUACGGAUUCCACGAGAUGCUUUGGAAAGUCCUUGGGUCGUAGCUGGAUCUUGGGGUAGUUUGUUGCAGUGACUUCAGACGUGAACUUCCGCUUGUGAUACGAUUUCCACGGUUGUGGCUCGAGGAUGAGACGACCACCAGGCGCCAGCAGCUCGUAAAUCUUAGCAAACACUUUCUUGAUACCUUCGUCGCCAUGGAAAAGAUGGAUCCACUUUGUAACACUGAAGCUGCACACAACAAAGAAAUUUGACAUUAGAACGCCAUCUAUACGAAGCAUUGAUCUAUGAACAUGAACGUACCACGUGAUAAAGUCAUAGUCUUUGCCUGCAUGAGCAUCUGACACAAUAUCCUCUCGCUUGAAUACCACAUUCAACGGGAACUUGGAGCUGAGUCAUUACGAAGACCUAAUUAGAAACGAGAUAGCUCCCGCUAUACCUAACUGAUGUCAAUAUGAACGUACCCG